Homarus americanus (American lobster) is the source of this 3105-nucleotide messenger RNA. Its product is annotated as ionotropic receptor 25a-like. The record is from RefSeq and is a predicted model, not a curated record. Gene Ontology annotation, cellular component: membrane. Lineage: Eukaryota; Metazoa; Arthropoda; Malacostraca; Decapoda; Nephropidae. Bases 175 to 2316 code for a protein of 713 amino acids. Gene Ontology annotation, molecular function: glutamate-gated receptor activity. The transcript is spliced from 15 exons.
UGUCCACGGUAUAACUUAGGUGACAGUGAUUUAACGACAGUAUUCAUCAUCUUUCUCCACUUAUUGAUUCAAGUACAUGUACGAUGACCGUCCAGGUGGCGCUGUGCAUGACGCUGAUUUAGUGCGUAGUGACAGUGGCCAUGUGAUCAGUCAGGGAGGAACAACUUGGUCAACAUGAGGUAUCAAAAGAUCCUGCUCUUCGUUUACUUAAUGGAGUCUUAUGUUGUAUCUGCGACGCCUGGACACAUGAUUAGAACAGUGGUGGAGGCUCUGGGGGUACGCCAGGUGUUGCUUCUUAUCCCCAGUGAUCACCUGUUAACACCUGCCCUCCAUCACACAGCUCAAGAAAUGAUGAUCCGUUCCCUGUGGACUCGUGGCAUACUGACCAGUGUGUCCAGCCUCCCGACCUACCGCACCUGUAACUCAGCCCACGACACAAACAACUCCCGCUCCUUCUCCUCCUGGCUCACACCCCGAGACGGACACAUGGUGGAGAACUCAACACGUCACCGCCCUGUUACUGCUGACGGGGGCGUUGAAGGUGUCUUGCUACAACGUAACAAGGUCACCGAUGAGAGCAUGACAGUGAAAAUACCAGAGAAAAUAGCUGAAGUUCUAGAGGCAAUGGGGAGAGCUGCCGUCCUCCUGAUGGGAGACGUGGCCUGGGUCACCCAUGUGGCCAUACUAAUGAACCAAAAAAUGCUCCUUAGUCCAAACAAUAUACUUCUGUUACACCCUACGUCUGGCAGCAUACCUGAAAAGUCAUUGGUGCCACAUUUACGUCUUGCUGCUAAACUUCUCGUGCUGGAGUGGCAUCUUCCAGCACCAUCUCUGGGAAAAUCAUCGGAGACUGACAGAGGCUCGUGCUUAGCCCCGGUAAAGCAAGCUCGUCUGCUGCCUGGCGGGACCUACACGCUUAAGACGGCGGGUUGUUGGUACAGUAACAAUCGCGGCCUGGUGCUUCAUGAUUCUCUCUUACUUGCCGUAGAUACACUGCACGGCGCUGUCAUUACGGUGGUCAUCGUGAAGAACUUCAUCGAGGCAGUACGUGUGGGGCCCCAGGGACAGUUUCUGGUGGGUUACCUCGGUAAAGUGGUCAAUGCUCUGGCCACGAGUCUAGGUUUUCGUUUCAUCAUUAUGGACGGUUCCAGCUUCGGCUCUAAGACCAUCAAUGGCUCAUAUGAUGGCGUUGUUGGACACAUUGAAAGAAAGGAGGGAGACUUAGGCCUCGCCUCGCUCAGCAUCAACUACAACCGUUACCAGGCCAUAGACUACACCUCGUGGCUGGAGUACCACCCAACGCUGUUCCUGACGAGGGGACCCAGGUACCUCAAGGAUCCUCUGGGUGUGUUUAAGCUUUACACCUGGCAGGCCUGGAGUGCAAUCGCAGCGUUCCUUAUAUUCUCAGCCUCGUUUUUGUGGCUCUUCUGGUCGUGUGGGCCCUCCAGUGGAUACAGGUUAUGCCCAAGUGUCUCACAAGGCCAAGGAGAGGAAACACUGUCCUCACAAUAUGAAAACAGACAACAUAUGGAAGAUGAGACGGUAUCCUUUUUCUCCGUGCUGACUACUAUUCUGAAGGCUAUCGUCUUCCAAGGGUCGUGUCAUCCGCCGCGGAGCUCAACUGGGCGGUUGGUGUAUGUGUGUAUGUGGAUGGUGGUGAUCAUUGUGUUCGGGGUGUACAGCGGCAAUCUUACGGCCUUCCUCUCCCUGCCUGUGUUGAGUAUGCCGCCCACCACCAUCCGUCAGCUCGUCAUCAGGGACUGGACCAUUAAGCUGGACAAAGCCUACGGGAGCCAUGAUCUCGUUAAGGGGACGAAGACUGGGGACUACCAGACACUGUACAGGCGAGCCGAGGAACGGGGAACCAUCCUGGAGAACGUAGGAGCCACCAGCACCAGUAAGACCAAUCUUGAUGAACUCCUGCAGAUGGAUAUCGCCAUUGUCAUGGGAGUAACUGGCGCGUACUACAUGAUGAACGUCAACCAGGGGCCAGACAAGAGGUGCAUUCUCGCCUCCAGUCAAGAAGCCAUGGCCAAGGAGUACGCCGCUCUCGCUGUCCCUAAAAGGUCACUCCUUAAACCGAUAUUUGACAACAAGUUGAGGUGGAUGCGCCAAAUGGGAGUCAUUCACAAAUAUUACGAAGAUUCAUUUGGAGUGAAGUGUCAUCGGGAAAAAACAACUUCCUCUGAACCUGCUGCCAUGACUCUCAAUCAGCUUCUGGGUGUCUUCUAUGUGUGGACUGGGGGCGUGGCCGUCUCCUGCUGCAUAUUCCUGUGUGAGCUGUGUUUUGGCGGGAAGAUGAAAGGCACUAACUAGGAUAUCAUCAAGCGUCACUGCACCACCCACUGACUUGACUCGCGCCUUUGAGGAAUUAAAAACAAAAACACCUCCGUCUUUACUCCCUCUACAAACAAACAGACAACGACCCUAUGAAAUGCUGUGUUAAUUCUACUAAGAGAUAAUAAAUUACUGUUAUCUAUAUCAUAAACUAUCUACCGUGUAUCUACUGCAGUGAUGAUGAAUUUAUAAUUACAUUUUCAUCAGUAAUGUCAGCAAAAGAAUUGUUUCAACUUGUAUGUUCGCUGCACAUUGUCUCUGAGUCCUGCAUCAUAAUAAUAUCCAGUACAUAAGCUCAUAGUCUGUGCUACACUUCGAGAGAUUCUUGUUCAUAUCUUAAUGUUGUGUCUGGAUGUUCACCUCUGAUGUGUUCGUUGUUGUCUUGUUAACAGAACCAAGAGGAUGUUUCUCCAUUUAACGCCAGUAUUCAGAUUGGAUUAAAGCUUAAGUGAUGGAAAACUAAUUUUAUAGAUUAUGAUUGAACAUGAAAUCGACAUAAAACAAUAGACAACUCUGGCUGCUGUAGACAAUUGAAGGUUGUUUUACCAGGCCUUUAAGAAUUUUUAUUAUUAUUUACACGUUUCUGUCCCUAAAACUUCUGGAAAAUAUUUACACAGAGAGAAGUCACAAUAGGAACAAUGACAAUACACGCAUCAAGAAUUAAAUGUAUGUAAUAAUUAAUGAAAACUAUUAAAAUUAUUUUGUGUUUUGUUCACCACUUAAUUAUUCUCACGGUAUUAGGUCAUUAAAUAAACUCAUAAAUCCAAA